CUGAGGCUCCACCAAUCAGCUCACACUGAACCUGUUUGUUUCUUGCUUGCUUCGUUUUUACCUGCCAUUUCUGACUUGCUCUUCUGAGGACUCCGCCGACACCUCACAGAGGCGUCGGUCAGCUUGAAGAACAAUGUCCACAGACGGAGUCCUCACACGCACCACCCUUGGAUGGACAACUUCAGAAAACUUCACUUCUCUGUGUCCUAAUGGGUCCAAAUGGGUUUGGGAGGGCCUUGGGGAAUGUGCCCAGGAUGCCAGAGAUAUGGCCAGCGUCUACCUGGGCCUCCUGUCCAUCCUCUGCUUCCUGGUGUCUUCAUUUCCGCAGUAUUACAACUCGUGGAAAAGUGGGAAUAUGGAUCAAGCGCUCUCCAUUUGGUUUUUGCUGUUGUGGUUGGGAGGUGACUCUUGUAAUCUGAUUGGCUCAUUUUUGGCAGAUCAGCUUCCGCUUCAGCAAUACACAGCUAUUUAUUACGUUGCAGCUGACUUGAUCAUGCUGGGUAUGUACACGUACUACAAGCUGAAGAACAAAGCUUCUCAANNNNCGCGUUUGCUCAUGGUUGGCGUAUCCUGCUUCUUAUGCUUUGCCACAAGCUUCACCCAACUCCCAGAUGUAGGCCCCCACAAGGAAAUCAUUUCUUCUGGGUUCAGAAGUCGCUCCUUGCUCUCAACCUCUAGCGCUAGCUCUAUCACACCUUUUACCACUAAAGAGAUUAUUGGUUUCUGCAUUGGGUCAGUGUCAUCAGUCCUCUACCUCUGUUCCAGAGGUCCACAGAUAUACACUAAUUUCAAGAGGAAGUCGACACAGGGAGUUUCUUACUUCCUGUUCGCGCUGGUCAUCCUGGGAAACACUACAUAUGGCCUAAGCGUCCUUUUGAAGAACCCUGACCUGGGCCAGGAUGAGAGCAGCUACAUGAUCCACCACGUGCCCUGGCUCAUCGGCAGCCUCGGCACCCUCAGUUUAGACCUCAUUAUCUCUGUCCAGUUCCUAAUGUACCGUAACGCUCAGCCACGGGUGGAAGUCAACCACGAUGAGACAGCACCUCUUAUCGGGAGCUAAACCAGAACACCCAGAGCUCAUCGGUGGCGAUCGACCGAAUGCUCGCUGUCAGUCGGAUCCUUACAAUCAUCUUUCUGACGCCAUCAGGAUCUUAACUGGAGACUUGGUGUUAUAGAUGUAUUUAUUAUGCUGUCAGCCUCUUUAAUGUUUACAAUCAAGUUUUGUAUGUGAUUAGUACAGCAGCAAUUGAAGUUCUUUACUUUUAGCGUUAAAGGGACAGUUAAAGGUUUCAGGUGUCAGACGUGGAUGAAAAUAUCCCGCUGUCAUCCUGAGACUGAAGUCUCCAAGCUCAGACUUGAAAUUUCUAGUAAAAACAUCUCAAAAAACAUCUCGGCUGCAUGUGAGCAAGCAAGGGACUGAAACCCAUCUCCUAUCAAGCAGGCUUGGUGGACCCGUAGCAAAGAAAAGAAAAGGUGAUCAGCCUGUAUUUGCUUUGAUUACCAUUAUGACAAUUUUACUGUUUAACCAGUUUUAUUAUAACAGGGGGGGGGGGACAUUAUUCAACUUCCUGUAAUUGGCUUCCCAACAACAGCAGGGACGCUUGUUUUACUCAUUAAUGGCCUUUUGUGAGCCUUUGUGUGCCCCGGUGCUUUCAUAACGAUACCGUGGAAAGAACUUCAGUCACUUUUAAUUUUUAAAACGUGAUAAAUCUAAGGAUUAUAACAAGCCCAGAUGUCUUUUGUCAGCAGGAGCCACUCGUUUACUAAGAAGUUAGGUGAACAUGGCCCCUGAGCUCUCAAUAUGAUGCCAACGCUCAUGUGAUAUUAUAAACUUGCUGCCUGGAGUGAUGAUAUCGCUGAGAGGUUUCUUUUUUAUUCUGGUGCUUUAAGUUGCCAAACCAUUUGUCAGCUAGCUAACCACUGCAUGAAACCCUGAUCUCUGUAAAUGAUACCUCCUGUAACUUGAAUCCGGUGUUCUCCGGGGAGGGUACACAUGACUAGUGAUGUGUCUAACUGAACAAAAAAGUCAUUUGUAUUUGGUCAGUUUUAAUUGAUGGUCGCACCAAGUGCCAUGCUUAUUUGUUUGUCUGGAUCAGUUUUUAUUGCACUCUUGAUGAAGUCACAUCGCUUAGCACAGAUUUUCAGUACCUUCAUGUUUUACAUUUUCAUCUUCAGUGUUUUGCACAAAAGUAUGUACCUGCGGGUCUGGUAAAUGUUCACCUUGGGAUAGAGUACUGUACAGAUUAAACUCAUCCAGACCAUA
Messenger RNA from Neolamprologus brichardi, 2263 nucleotides. The record is from RefSeq and is a predicted model, not a curated record. Lineage: Eukaryota; Metazoa; Chordata; Actinopteri; Cichliformes; Cichlidae.